Messenger RNA from Lactuca virosa, 1546 nucleotides. Lineage: Eukaryota; Viridiplantae; Streptophyta; Magnoliopsida; Asterales; Asteraceae. The record is from the annotation of a GenBank genome assembly.
AUGCUCACAGCCGUCGGAAACACAAGAAACAUCAAGAAGGAGCUUGAGUUGCCAUCAAAAAGCGUCGGUGCUUGUGCAGAAAGUCAAAAAUUGCAUACAGUUGCAGAAAGAAAGUUGAAAUCGGAGAUUUUUCCACCGGCGCUAUCUUGCAGUUGCAGGCGCAGAAAGGAAAAAGCCCCCGCCCACCACCACUGUCCAUCAGUCACCACAAUCUACCACCGCGCUCAGAUCAGAGUCACUCAGUCACUCACUCCUCAACUCGCUGCUCGCACACGUUUGGUUGCUAUGGAGUACUACUUGAAGAAAUCAGAUAGAAAAACAAGAUGGUCCAGAUGGAUCGAUUGUUACAACAGUUCCCAGAAGAUAUUACUUGUGGGUGAAGGCGAUUUCUCAUUUUCCGCAUGUUUAGCUCGAGCUUUUGGCACUGCUAAAAACAUGGUUGCUACUUCGUAUCUUGAUCAAGAUUCGUUAUUUAAAAAGCAUUGGACGAGUAUACCACACCUUGAAGAACUUGAGAGAUUAGGCUGCUUAUUAUUGGUCGAAGUCGAUGUCUACAAUAUGGACACUAACCCAUUUUUCGAAAACACAAAAUUCGACAUCAUCAUCUUCAACUUCCCUCAUGCUGGCCAUUAUGAUUACUUAUCCGAAAGUAGCCCUAUAUUAAUCCAGAUGCAUAGGGAGUUGGUGGGAGCUUACUUUAGAAGUGCAAGCAAGAUGUUGAGUGAAGGGGGUGAAGUGCAUAUAAGGCAUAGAGAUGAUCCUCCAUAUGAUAGAUGGAAUAUUGUUUCGCUAGCUGAUGAAGCUGGUUUGGAGUUGAAGGAGAAAGUGUUGUUUGAUAAGAGUAAGUAUCCUGGUUAUCAUAACAAAAGAGGAGGAGAUGUUCAAACUAACAAGACUUUUCCUAUCGGAGAUGCUUAUACUUUUAAGUUUCUUCAGACUCAUGAUUUACCAAAGGUUGAUUCGAAGAAUGAUGAUCUAGGUUGUGUAUUAGAGAGGAAGAAUGUUUUAUGUGAUGAUCUUUUUGUUCAUAUGUUCGAUGGGCUUUGUUUAAAGGAUGAUGAUGAUGAUGAUGAUGAUGAUGAUGAUGAUGAUGAUGAUGAUGAUGAUGAUGAUGAUGAUGAUGAUGAUGAUGAUGAUGACGACGACGAGGAUUAUGAAUAUGUUGAUGAUGACAUCGAUGAGAAGGAAGAUAACAACGAUUAUGAUGAUGAUUAUGAUUAUGAUGAUGAUGAUGAUGAUGAUGAUGAUGAUGAUGAGAAGGGAUAUGACGAGGACAACAACGAUGAGGAGGAGUACUGUUGUGAUUACUACUACGAACAUGAUUAUGAUAAUCCAUGGUGAUAUUGGUGUAUGAGAAAUUAAUGAAGGGUUAUGUUCGUGAUUAUGAUCAUAUUGAUGGGAAAAUGGGGUUGAAGAUAAUGAUAGUUACAUGGUCAUGGUGAUGUAAAUAAUGGAAGAUGAUGAUUGUGAUUGUGAUUAAGAAAAUGAAAUAAUUGGCCAUGUUUGAUUGUACGGGUUCAAUAAUUGUUAUCUUUUUACCUUUUAG